Guillardia theta CCMP2712 is the source of this 1026-nucleotide messenger RNA. RefSeq lists its product as hypothetical. Lineage: Eukaryota; Cryptophyceae; Pyrenomonadales; Geminigeraceae. Bases 1 to 885 code for a protein of 294 amino acids. Gene Ontology annotation, molecular function: S-adenosylmethionine-dependent methyltransferase activity. The transcript is spliced from 7 exons. The record is from RefSeq and is a predicted model, not a curated record.
AUGUGGUCUGUGGGUAGAUACCUUCUCGGAGACCUCAGUCAGUAUCCCGAUUAUUACCUGCAGAACUUCCACUGGCAAACCGAUGGUUGGUUGUCGACGAAGAGUGCGAGGACGUAUGAAUAUACAACUGAAUCUCUCUUCUCCGGCUCGCAGGACGCCAUGCAGCGGCAGAGCUUUGUGUCUGUCAGUGAGCACAUCUCGCUUCUGAAAGGCAUCAAGGAGGAGCAUGAAAUGAAGCUGUUGGAGGUGGCGUGUGGGACUGGCAGGUUGCACACCUUCAUCAAAGACAACUGGCCAACGAUCGAGUCCGUUGCUUCUGAUCUGUCACCUUAUUACCUUCAGGUAGCGGAAGAGAACAUGCAGUACUUCGCAGAGUACACGCGAUCGGUCACAGGGCGGGAGAUCUCGUUCCCCAAGUUUGUGCAGGCAAAAGCAGAAGAUUUACCGUUUGAUGACGAGGAAUUUGACAUAGUGACGUGCACUUAUUUGUUUCACGAGAUUCCCUUCCCUGUGAGGAAGGAGGUGGCCUCGGAGAUGUUCCGCGUGCUCGAGCCGGGAGGCAUCGCCGUCAUCACCGACUCCUUUCAGAAGGGAGACAUUCCUGAACGAGACCACAUCGGCAAGCGCUUCCCUGCCAACUACCACGAGCCCUACUACAUGAGCUACUUCGAGAACACUGACCUGGUACCUCUGCUCCUCCUUGCGCCUCCUGCCUGCAGCUUGCUGGCUGCCUUCUCAGCAGGGUUCCAGGUCAAGAUCUACCAGGAGGCCGGCUUCGUCCUCCGCACCCACCAGUGUGCGCAUCUCUCUAAGGUGCUCACGUUCGAGAAGCCUGGAGGGUCUCACGCCAAGAUUCGCCCCUACGCGCUCUGGGCGAUAGUCUGACGUCCUUCUCUGUCAUGGGAUCUUUCUUCAGUGCUCCUGCUGGGGUAGCCGGUGUGAAUGAGGGGGAAGUAGAAGAGAAGGAGAGUGGGGCAGGAGGAUCGCGAGGUCAACUAGUUUGUAUAUACAAGGAUGCUCAACUUG